AUGAUUUUUGGACAAAUAUUAUUAGGUACAACAGGUUUAAUUGUAUCACUCUAUGCAUAUUAUGUUAAACAACAACUUAGAAAAAAUCCAAAAUAUAAAGCUCUAUGUGAUUUAGGACCAAAUACAAGUUGUACUAAAGCAUUAUCGAGCAGAUAUGGUAAUGGAUUUGGACUUGCAAGUUCAUUAUUUGGUGAAAAUAGUAUGAUGAAUGCAUCAAAUAUUAAUUUAGGUAUUGGAUUUUAUAUUGCACAAAUUAUUUUCGGUUUAAUAACUACACCAUUAUUUAAUAAAUUAGCUUUAUUUUCAUCAAUAUUAUCUUGUAUUGGUUCAAUCUAUUUAGCUUAUAUUCUAGCUUUUAUUCUUAAAGAUUUUUGUCUUAUUUGUGUAACAACUUAUCUAAUUAAUUUUGGUCUUCUUUGGUCAAAUAUUCGAACAGUUUAUUUAAAAUAG
Rotaria sordida is the source of this 450-nucleotide messenger RNA. Lineage: Eukaryota; Metazoa; Rotifera; Eurotatoria; Philodinida; Philodinidae. The record is from the annotation of a GenBank genome assembly.